CGGAGCCCUGUGUGGGAGUGCGCGUGGGCCGGGCCGGGUGCCGUGGACGCGGGAGGUCAAGCUGCAGCCUGCUGCCACCACUCUUGUCUGCAGCCCCUGUGAGGACGGCUGCUGCCACUGCCCAGUGCCCCGUGCUGCAGGCACCUCAGAACCACGUGCAGGGACCCCACUCGUGCAUCAGGUGCGGCUUCAGCAGCGGUGAUGGGAGCAGAAAACAGGGCGUCUGUCUCCAACCAGGCCCAACAGAACCAGCCACGUCCUAAGUUUUAUCAGCGACACACACUCAGUCACGUUUGUGGUGCAAAUGACGCAACUCCCCCGGCUGAUAAGCCCAGACCUGAUAACGAUUACAACAGUCUUUGCAGUUAAACCCCUCUGUAGCCAUCCACUACAGGCUUGCUGAAUUAGCAAAAGCGUCAACAAGUUAUUUUCUUUGGUUGGAUCAGAACCAUCACUGAUGCGUGCGGGGUGCUAUGUGGGAAUCAAAGCCGUGGUCACCUCCUGCAGGGGGCUGGGAAAUUGGAGAAUCAGUUGCCUGGCGUGCUUUAGGGCUGCCCUGGUCCCGAGUGCCCUGGCAUGUCCAGCUGAGAUCAGAACUUGCCCAGGAACAUGACCAAGGCGAGCUCCUCCACAAAGAAAACCCAGAUUGGCAGUGUAGGAAGAAGCCUCCUCGGGUGCCUGUGAGUUGGCCGCUGCCCAGUCUGCUAUGGAGGGAAAUCCUGAGUGCGAGAGCUAGGUAGGAGUUCAGUCAAGCGAGUGCAGUGCCCGACAAGGCGCGUCCUGUGGGUCAGGAUGACUCAGAGUAAGACUGAAAAGCGGGCGAUCCUUCGGUUCAGUCUGAGUUGGGAUCGGGGUCUCUGGCUAGCAGAGCGGUUCCAGGUAAUUUGAGUCAUUUCUCCGGGUCAGGUGGUGUGACUCGGCCACUAUUAAAACGGAAGCCAGAGAUGGCCGCUUUGAGCUCAUGGACGGGCACGGCUGUUUGGUUAUGCAGCGCUGAGCUCGGAGAGAGGAAGCCCACGGCCUGCUUGGCUGAGCAGGAGCCGCGCCUCAGGUGUCACGCGUCACUCACACGGCUCCUGGGACCUCAGCUUCCGUCUCGGCUGCCUCUCCUUGCAAACAAGACGAGCGAUGGCGACUGUGCGUGCCGUGGCCUGGGGUGCGCAUGGCGGGAUUCCAGGGGUCAGGGUCUGCAGGGCUGGGUCAGCUCCCUCCUGGUGCCGCAGCCCCUCGUGCUCCAAUUCUGUGCCCACGUGGCUCAGACCAAGAACUCCCGGGCGGCUACCCGUAUGGGGAGGGGUCUCUCCAUGGCGCUCCCUGGAGAGCCCAUGACUAGAGGGUGAGGCUGGUGUCUCCGUGAAAGAGUGCAGGCACCAGAUCGCAGGCUGGCGAGGCUCUGGGCGGUGUGUGCACCUGAGCUUUCCCAGGACGCCAUCACGGGGACCUCAGCCUGCACCUGGCUCAGGGAGCCACACAGCACAGGCUGUGAGACACAGCCCCGGGGAAGCACACGGAGCAGACAGGACCCAGAGGAAAAAGGCACAGAACCUGGGCUCAAGUGACCGGAGGCAGGGACGGGGAGAGGAAGUGGGAACUGAGCAGGGCGGGUGGCAGCUCCUGCUGUGCUGUGGCCCAGUGGCCUCCGGGGGGACCUGACUGUCCAAGUGGACAGGGACUCCCUUGGGGCAGCUGUUCUCUCCUCCAAGGGCUUCUGGAGCCCCAAGACAGUCCAGAAUUUCGCUCCUGCCGGGGGCUGCUGGCCAUAUGCUUCCACCUGCUAGGGGCGCGAGGCUCUGUCUCUGAGUCCAGUCCUCUCACGGCCACAGCAGCAAGGCGGGAGCUUAGUCCCAGUUGUGCCACAGCAGCAGCCCUGGCCAGGGUAGCCUCUCCGGCUUCUCCCUCCUGCGGCAAACACGAGGACGGCUGGAGUGGCGGAGGGCCCCUUGACUCACGGUGAGGACGCUGGGGUCCACGUGCGUCCUUAGGCCGGAUUCCCACUUCCCGCUCCUCACUCCAGCUUCCUGCAGAGCAGUGAUGGCUCGAGGAUGUGGGUUCCUGCCACCCAUCACGGAGGCCUGGCUGAUCCCCUGGCUGUGGCAUGACCGGCCCCAGUCAUCGUGGUCCUUGGUGGAGUGGACCGACGGAUGGGAGCUCCCCCUGCCUCCCCACGUGGACGCCUCUCAGACAGGUCAACGAGAAUAAGGAGCAGCGGGCUAAGGGCUGAAAGAUUUACUGUUGCCAGCGUGGGGCGCUGUGAGCCGGAUUCAGUGCAUCGCAAGGCCCAAGACGGGAGUGGCAGCUCCUCAGAGUGCAGAGCAGCAAAGCUCAGAUUGGAGAGAAAGACGCGGGGCAAGCAGCAGAGAUGCUGGGGAAGACAGAGGGGCGUGGGCCGUGCGUGGUUCUGCCUGCGGCACAUGGAAAGGAGAAUCCAGGGCCCUGAGCAGCCGAGGACAACUCCCCACUGCUGGCCUGGGAGGGGCCGGGCCUUGGCCUUUGUCGGGCCUCCGCCCCUGCUGCCCACGGAGCCACGGCACCGCCCCUGCUGCCCACGGAGCCACGGCACCACGGAAGGGAGAGGGCCAGGGUGUGGCCGGGAUCCGGGCUCACCACUUGCCGGGCCUGUGGGCCUGUGGGCAGCUCCUUGGUUCCUUUUGUGUUUGGGAAAUAGGAAAAUCGGGUUUGUGAUGAUUCAGCAGACAAAGCAGGUGAACCCGCCUUCUCCCAAGCCCAGCCCAGAGCUCAGACCCUCUAAACUGGGGGCCAAGGUCAUGGCUUCUUCACCCCCCGCCCAGUCGUGGGCGUCAAGUCAAAGGGAAAUGACACAGGGACGUCCAGGGCAGCACUGUGUCCACCUCCCAUGCACAGAGGGCGGGGCUCAGGCCCCUGCCCUGCUCAGAGGUGAAGGCGGAGCCGUGGGCUGUGUGAGAAGCCUGGAGGGGUGGACGGCUUGGCUCGCACCCCAAGGCGCGAGGGCCGCGAGUCCCAAGGCUGACAGCAGCGCCUAUAGCAGACUUCAGAGGCACCUGGUGCCAGCACAGCCUAGACGCAGGCGUGAGAGACUGAUGUAGGAGGCGGGCAGGCCCCGGCUGAGGGGCGGCUGUCAGGUCCGUGUCAGGGCCUGAGAGCCCUGCAGCGGGGCAGGAGCCAUGGCCAGCAGCCGUGUUCCUGAGGGCGGGAUGCCCCUGGGCACCGGAGCACGGGAGGGGAGAGCCCCCGCAGACUCCAGAAAGCAGAAGCGGGGGCGGGGGCAGGAGGCCUGCAGUUUGCAGAAGUUGAGAAAGUUCGCAAAGGGGGAAGGAUGUGGAAGCCGGGAAGUCCGUGCGAGAUAAGGCGGAGCAGCUGGCCGAGGGCUGGAGACGCCGGUGUGUGCCGACGAGGGAGGGAAGCUGCUCCCCCAUAAAGAAACCAGCGCCUCUGGGGAGCCCUGGGCCAGGACGGCAGAGGGUCCCGGGCCACUGCAUCCCAGGGCCGCCUGGCUUCCCCCUGGCCCUGCCCAGUUCCUGCCUGAAAUUAUGGGCUAAUGAGUUACUGAAUUUUACUGGCUAAUUGGCUCCUGCGUCACUGAGGAGACUGUGCGCUGAUGGCCGCGUCUUGGCUGUUUGGCGACUGAGUCCUUUUCUGUCUCUGGGCCCCCAUUUCCUUAAGGAAACGCGAGGGGGAGGCGUGGGGGGGAGGGGGGUGGCUCGGGAGGACCCCAGAGGCCACGGCAAGCCAAGCAUCAUUACAGCUGCAUCCUUGGGGGCGGAAGAGGCCCCAGCACAUCCCAGAGGGGGCAGGACUCCCUGUCGUGUCUCUCAAUCACCUCGAUAAAAGGAGAAGCCAGAACUGAUGGAAGUCGCUAAGGAUCCCAGGCUGCAGGGUGGGGGGGUGAUGCUGUUCAGAGCCUCUGCCCCCAGAGGGGGCUGGAAUUGAAACGGCGCCCUGAGGCUCACCUGGACGUGGCGGGGCGGGAGGCCUGCCACAAGCCUGGGCCUGCAGGGGAAGCUGCUGUCCAGGAAGUAAUCCUGGUGAAAGCAAUGAGGUGGAGAAGGAAUAAGAAAUUAAAAGGAAGCUUGAGAUAGGCUCAUCAUGGACCACAGUUUGACCCCGGCGCUGCGGUGCUGAGGGAGUCAGCGACAGCCACACGGAGCAACCGCGGAGUGCAGGCUUCCGACGUGGGUCCCGCAGCCUUGGCCGACACGGACACCUUCUGCCUCGCUGAAGCCUCCCUGCCCUGGUGAGUCCCAGCUCCCCACGGCCAGCCUUGCCCUCAGGACCCGAAGCCUCCGGAGUCACCUCGGCCGCCGCCGUGUCGGCACAGCGGGGAGGAGGCACCUCUGAGGAAGAGGAUGUCGGGAAGAUGCGAAGAAACGGCAAGGUUGGGGGCCACGGAGUUCUGGGCCCCUGGGAGUGAUGUGGACAGAGACCCCCCCAAUGCAAAUAGCACGGAGGAAGCUCGUGUUGAAAAAGUCCCUGACACUGGCCCAUGUCUCUGCUGUUUGCUUCCC
Messenger RNA from Oryctolagus cuniculus (rabbit), 4484 nucleotides. NCBI's taxonomy places the organism in Eukaryota, Metazoa, Chordata, Mammalia, Lagomorpha, Leporidae. The record is from RefSeq and is a predicted model, not a curated record.